GUCGAUAGAGGGACGUGAAUAUGAUUCAGGCGCUCUAACGGGCAGCUUCGUGACGUCAUCUGCGCGCGGCGAGAGUAGGACCCCGGGCUAAUCAGGAGCGACAAGAAACGAAACUGGGGUCGAUUGGCAGUAACUGCGUGUGAUUCCACUGUGUCUGAGGCUGUGAGGAGGCUUUUUCUACAUGCCCAAUAUUAUGCUGGUGAUGUUCUGAGGGGACCCGCUUAUGCUCUAACGUGGCAUUCUUGACUUCUUCAGUAACUUUGCAUGUGCUGUCCAUUACGCAGGGAAAAUGAAGAGGAGAUCUGACUCCGAGCAGCAGCCCAACAGCGUUCAGAGCCGUAAGAAAAAGCGGAUUGAAGAGUUAGGUCUGAAUCUGAGCUCCACCUCUGACGAUGAUACACAAUACAGCAACCAUGGUACUCAGGAGUCUUCCACAAGCAGCACAGGCUCUGACAGUGACAGCGAAGAGAAGAGGCCUGUAUUUGGCUCUGGCAGAAAUGAGACCCUGUCUGAACCUCUUGCAGAAGGCACUUCCUCCCGUUAUGCCAUGUACAACAGUGUCUCGCAGAAGCUCAUGGCCAAGAUGGGCUUCCGUGAGGGUGAAGGUUUGGGGAAAUUUGGCCAAGGCAGAAAAGAAAUCAUUGAAUCUUCCAAUCAAAAAGGCCGAAGGGGUCUGGGCAUGGUCUUAAAAGGAUUUGAGAAAGAAUUGAAUAUAAACUGGCGGACUGAGCCAGAGGCUACUGCUUAUGAAGAAGUGGACUGGUUCCCAGAAUGCACCACCGAGAUCCCAGAUGCUGACGAGUUGUCGGACUGGAUGACUGUGGGGAAGAGAAAGUUGAUCAUAGACGAUGAGUCUGAGUUCUGUCGGGAAAAUCUCCUGACUAGCCUGCUGCAGUGCAAGAGUGCAUUUGAUGAGCUGGAAGGGGAGGAGAUGAGACGUGCCAGGACCCGAUCUAACCCAUAUGAGAUGAUCCGAGGAGUCUUCUUCCUUAAUCGAGCAGCAAUGAAAAUGGCCAACAUUGACCAUGUAUUUGAGUACAUGUUUACCAACCCUAAAGACUCGCAAGGGAAGCCAAAGUUGAAGGAGAAGGAAUCAGAGCUGUUGUAUUUUGCUGAUGUCUGUGCUGGACCCGGGGGUUUUUCAGAGUAUGUACUGUGGAGAAAGAAGUGGCAUGCUAAGGGCUUUGGCAUGACCCUAAAGGGACCCAAUGACUUCAAGCUGGAGGACUUUUACGCUGCUCCUAGUGAGCUCUUUGAACCUUAUUAUGGGGAAGGAGGAGUGGAUGGCGACGGAGAUGUUACUCGACCCGAGAACAUCACAGCCUUCCGAAAUUUUAUCCUUGACAACACGGAUCACAAGGGGGUCCACUUUAUGAUGGCAGAUGGUGGCUUCUCUGUGGAAGGGCAGGAGAACAUUCAGGAGAUUCUCAGCAAGCAACUCCUUCUGUGCCAGUUCCUGGUGGGACUCUCUGUUGUCCGAACAGGAGGACAUUUCAUCUGCAAAACGUUUGACCUGUUCACUCCAUUCAGCAUCGGCCUCAUUUAUUUGUUGUAUUGCUGCUUUGAGCGAGUUUGCCUUUUCAAGCCUCUGACCAGCCGGCCAGCUAACUCUGAGAGAUAUGUGGUUUGUCGUGGACUGAAAGAGGGCAUUGAUGACGUACGUAAUUACAUGUUCACUGUAAAUUGCCGUCUCAAUCAUCUGCGCAAUUCAGAUCAGGAUGUCAGUUUGGUGGUUCCCCUGGUGGUGCUUAAGGGGGACAGGCAGUUCUAUGACUACAUGGUCCGUUCUAACGAGAGCCACUGUGAAGUGCAGAUCAAGGCCCUGGCCAAAAUCCACGCUUUUGUCCAAGAUUCGACUCAGAGUGAGCUGCGCCAGGCAGAUAUACGCAAGGAGUGCCUGAAGCUGUGGGGGAUUCCAGACCAGGCGCGAGUGGCACCAACUAAUACUGAUGCCAAGACCAAGUUUUUCCAACUGAUUCAGAGCCAGAACAUUGAUGUCUUUAGUUACAAGCCGACGCCACUCACUGCAAAGACCUUGGAAAAGCUGAUCCAUGUCUUUGACUACAGAUGUAUGGUGUGUGGGAGCGAACCAAAGUUCCUCCUGGGCUUGGGGCGAUCUCAGAUAUACACUUGGGGGGGUCGUUCCAACGAACGCUGGACUAAACUUGACCUGAAAACGGAGCUGCCACGUGACACCCUGCUUUCUGUGGAGAUUGUUCAUGAACUAAAAGGAGAGGGGAAAGCGCAGAGGAAGAUUAGUGCUAUCCAUGUACUUGACGUUCUAUUUCUCAAUGGGAUGGAUGUACGGACGCACCAUUUCACUCAGAGAAUCCAGCUGGCAGAGAAAUUUGUCAGGGCAGUUUCCAAGCCAAGCCGGCCUGACAUGAAUCCAAUCAGAGUGAAGGAAGUGUAUCGGCUUGAAGAGAUAGAAAAGAUCUUUUUACGGUUAGAUAUGAAGCACGUUAAGAGUUCUGGGGGAUACCUGCGCCUUUCCUACACCGGCAGAGAUGACCGUCACUUUGUGCCAUGUGGCCUCUAUAUUGUUAAAACUAUAAAUGAUCCCUGGACUAUGGCCUUCAGCAAAAGUCAGAAACGCAAAUAUUUCUACAACUCUAAGACAAAGAGCUCGCAAUUUGAAGUCCCAGUGGAGUCCAUUGCUCCAUUUCACACCUGCUACUUCGGGCGCCUAUUCUGGGAGUGGGGGGAAGGGGUGCAGAUUCACGACUCCCAGAAACAAGACCCCGACUCGGACAAACUCUCCAAAGACGUUGUCCUGCAGUUCAUUCAGGCGCAUCAUCCGUGCAUGUCCUCCAGCCUGACAGAAGAUAGGUAGUAGGGCCCCAGGGGGCCCGCACUGGGAGACACAGGCACAGCAGCAAUUCUGGACUGCAAGAGUUUCUCCAGCCUUCGUGUUACUUACCUGCUCCUGUGCGACUUACCUCUAUCCUGUGCUGAUCCAGUGACUCGCUCAGUCCAAAAUUCUCAUGAAGUCCUGUCGGGCCACCAGUACUUACUUUGGCCUGAGGUGUGACUUUGGUUUUAUGCCUAUGACUUCAGGCCCUCCCACACCCUGGUCCCUUAUCAUUGUAAACUACAUCUCCCAAAAUGUCUGGUUCAUUAAAAGCUUCCAGCACCUUCAGACAGACUAUAGAUGUUCCUGCAUGACCCUGGAUUCUCUCUUCUGCCCUAAAAAUUGCUAAUACUCCCUUUUUUGCCCUUUUUUUAAAAAAAAUCUGAAAUUGGCCAGCUUGCUUUUAAUCUGAUUGGCCGGAGCUUCUCAUUGGAUACCGGAAUGAAAAAAAAGAAAACCACACAGUCAGUUACAGAAUGUGGGUCACAUGGUACUGGGGAACCAGAUAUCAGCUGAACUGGAGGUGCACCAUAGAGAGGGGGGUACUGGAUUUAAUAUCAUGUUACUAUGCAGUUGACCCCUGCUAAUUCAACAGGAUCUGCCUCAUUGGAUUUACCUUCUUGUGGAUCCCAGUCCAGUGCUGCAUGUUGUGCAGAGUCCAUGCCGGAACUUUCCUUGGCACUUUUUUGUCUGUGCAUGGUUUGUGCUACCUACCCGUGUGCACUAAUAGAGACAUGCAUCAUCCCCAUGGCAAUAAAUGCCUCCCGUCCCCUCGGUGUCAUUGGACUUUUCUAUUAUGAUUAUGAACUGUGGGGGGAGACACUGAGGCAUGAAAAUGGGUCCUAUGUGUUUGUGUCUUUGUUCUGUGUUGCUGAAAUCCAAGUAUAAUUUUUGUGUCCCCCAUGUCUUCAGCUUCUCCUUCUCCAACCUGCCCAGCACCCCUCAACCUGACCUCCCUUAUACUAAGGAACCCCUCUCUUAAUAGGGGAUCCCAUAACCUGACUGUCCUUACAGUAAAGAAACCCUUCCUAUGCUGAUGGUGAAGUCUCCUUUCCUCCCCACCAAUAAAUAACUCAUUCACCCUCUCUUGAUUUUGGGGAUCCCAUAACCUGACUGUCCUUACAGUACAGAAACCCUUCCUAUGCUGAUGGGGAAAUCUCCUUUCCUCCCCACCAAUAAAUCAUUCACCAUCUCUUGGUAGAAAAUCCCAUUACUGUAAGGGCAGUCAGGUUAAGAACCCAUUUCUAUGCUGAUGGUGAUACUGCCUUUCCUGCCCAGAGAUUGUCUAUAUCAGCUGUCAGCAUGUUGAUUUGACUCUAUCACCAGGCAUUACUAGUGGUUCUGAAUGCGGCCUCUUUGCAUUCUGGUUAAUUAUCCACAUUAUGAGCAAGUUUCAGUCUUUGCUGCCAGUGGACAGACGUAGGUGGGUACCAGCAGUGUCCCUGACCGACAAUAUGGAGUUUUACAUUUAGUGGUGCUAGGGAGUCAUGUGAUUUGGUUAUUAUGAGGCUCCUUGUUGCCUUUAAUGGAAAACUCCCCCCCCCCCCGAACAAUGUAGGUCUCUAUAAAAAUAUAUUGAAUAAAACAGCUUGUAUGUAAAACCCUGCUUCAUGUAAAUAAA
Molecule: messenger RNA, 4472 nt
Organism: Xenopus laevis (African clawed frog)
Lineage: Eukaryota; Metazoa; Chordata; Amphibia; Anura; Pipidae
Gene: cmtr1.L
Product: cap methyltransferase 1 L homeolog
Exons: 25
Coding region: 290-2833 (847 amino acids)
Biological process (GO): mRNA modification; 7-methylguanosine mRNA capping
Cellular component (GO): cytoplasm; nucleus
Molecular function (GO): RNA methyltransferase activity; methyltransferase cap1 activity; O-methyltransferase activity
Source: RefSeq, a predicted model, not a curated record